Molecule: messenger RNA, 774 nt
Organism: Morone saxatilis (striped sea-bass)
Lineage: Eukaryota; Metazoa; Chordata; Actinopteri; Moronidae
Gene: mespaa
Product: mesoderm posterior aa
Exons: 2
Coding region: 1-774 (257 amino acids)
Biological process (GO): somite rostral/caudal axis specification; heart morphogenesis; mesoderm formation
Cellular component (GO): nucleus
Molecular function (GO): DNA-binding transcription factor activity, RNA polymerase II-specific; protein dimerization activity; RNA polymerase II cis-regulatory region sequence-specific DNA binding
Source: RefSeq, a predicted model, not a curated record
AUGGAGAUGUCCUACUGCUCUCCUCUCCAGCUCCAGGAGAACGCUUUCCUAUUUGACUGCGAGUCCCUGCUGGACAAGUGUUAUGAUCCUCAGGCCUAUGAUCCAGCUUUGGACCCUGGUUACUUCAGUGCUGGUAGCAGCCUGUCUCCCACCUCUUCUGUGGACUCCUUCUGCUUCUCCCCCACCUCCCUCCAGGCCUCCGGCAACGAACAGAACGCUUUGGACCGUUUCAUCUUUAACAGCUCGGCAGCAACUUGUCAGUCCCACGAGCCACAGACUCUGCCCUGCUCCAAAUCUUCCACAACCACCUCCACCACCAAGAAAUCCAGGUCCAGGUUUCCAGGGAAGAAGCGCCAGACAGCCAGUGAGAGGGAAAAGCUGAGGAUGAGGGAUCUGACCAAGGCCAUGCAUCACCUCAGGAAAUACCUGCCACCCUCAGUGGCACCAGCCGGACAGACCCUGACCAAGAUUGAGACGCUGCGCCUCACCAUCCGCUACAUCUCCUACCUGUCGGCUCAGCUGGGCAUCAGCGAGGAGGCGCUGGAGCAGAGGAGAUCCUCAGGCUUUGUGGAGCAGCCCCAAACCCUCAACCAGUUCUUGGGUCAGCCAACAGCCAGCUACAGCUCACAGGAAUCAGACAGUAACACCAUGAGCUCAGCCCAGCUGUCCUCUCUGCAGCCCUCAUAUCAGGUUUCUAAUGGAGUGUGCUUCACCAGCGAGCAGUACUGGAUGCAACAGCAGCAACUACAAAAUACCUUCUCUGGACAGUGCUGA